UUUUUUGGCCCACGUUCUGCGUGGCGCAGGUUCCCCUUUGCACGGGCUUAUGGCAUGCCGUUUGGCCGAUCCAUGGGGGACAUGCUCGGGAAUCAAAUGCUGACCCAGCUGAAACUCAUUGAGAUGGACGGGUUCCAAGACCUAGAGCCGUUGAUGCGGCUUACUCCGAACUUGAAAGUAUUGCGAUUAACGAUGUCUUCGGGAUUUUCCCAAAGCGCUAACGCGGAGCUUGUUCAAGCGCUGGCGCAUGUACCGCAUCUCCGCGAACUAGUAUUCUCUCCUGAAACUCUCCGCUUGUACACUCCUUUCACAGAGGACAAUCUCCUGGGCGAUUUUGAUGAGAUCACCGAGGUGACAGAGAACGGAACUAACGUGGAGAUCAUCAAAUCAAUCGGAAAAUUGGUCCCGGAACUUGAGAUUCUUGAUCUUCGAAACCGAUGGUUCGGGAUGAAAGGAAUGUUCUUUCCUCCAAGUGUUGAGCCAAUAAGAUCAAAUGCGCUAGUGGAGGCUGUUAAGCAAUUGCCAAAUCUGAGAUCCCUGGCAUUACCAUCCUCCGUAGUUUCGCUUAGAGAUUUCACGACGAUCCGAGCUCCCCCAGGUAUUCGCCUACCACCUGGUUUCCCAACAUGGGACGAAGCUAUGGAACACAUCGCAGAUGCUGAGGUUAGGACCGUCCAGGGGAUAGGGGCGGCCUGUAACGAUAUUCAAAACGUCGCCUUCACCCGCCCCCUUUCAGACGCCUUGCGUCUGGAGUACUCCGUCAAUUACGAGGUCGGUAUCUUCCAGCCGCAUGAUUUGGCGUUGUCUCGUGGGACCGCGCGUACCGAAUACCCAACGCAUACCGACGUUCACCUUCCAGUCAUCUCUCGAGCAGACGUCGAUCAAGAAGAUGCUUCCUCGUGUUUCGGUCCAUCGCAUGCCCUCACAGGCACGUUGCGUACCGUGUGGCGUGCAUCGAGUCCGGCGAUUAGGAAGGAGAAAAUUAUCAAACUGGUGAAAGAGCAUGAGUUUUUCGUCACUGUUAUGCUGUGUGUGUCGGUGUGCGUUGUGGCGGAGUUGGGGAAGAUUGUGUUGUGUAUGGCAUUGGAUACGAAGAGAGCGGAGGUGGCAUCCAGUGCCGUCAUAGCAGGUGGGGCACUUUUCAUAUUGUCGCCACUCCUUCAAUGGCAGCUUCCCUUUGAGUCCGACCGCUGAGUUCAUAGGUUUGGUUUCGCCUGCCUAACUUUUAAAUUAUCUUUACUUUACUAUUCUUCUUGUUACAUUGACCAUUAUAUAACAUCUUUUUUGUACUUCAACAACCGAAUCUUUGGACCAGAUCGGAGUGAGCCGGGUAAUGGAUGCGAUCGAAAACCGUUGACUCUCGCGCGC
This is a messenger RNA of Cantharellus anzutake, 1368 nucleotides long. RefSeq lists its product as uncharacterized. Lineage: Eukaryota; Fungi; Basidiomycota; Agaricomycetes; Cantharellales; Hydnaceae. The coding region runs from base 55 to 1194 and encodes 379 amino acids. The transcript is spliced from 2 exons. The record is from RefSeq and is a predicted model, not a curated record.